Camellia sinensis is the source of this 696-nucleotide messenger RNA. The record is from RefSeq and is a predicted model, not a curated record. NCBI's taxonomy places the organism in Eukaryota, Viridiplantae, Streptophyta, Magnoliopsida, Ericales, Theaceae.
AUGGAGAAAUUAAGGCGUAUUACUGGGAAUGAUAGAGUUGAUAGUAUGUUGGAUGAUUUGCAAAAUGAUAAGUGGGCCAAUGCAUUUUUUAAAGUGAAACAAUAUGGUGAGAUGCCAUCUAAUGCUGCUGAGUCUUACAAUAAUUGGAUUUGUGGGGCUUGUGAGUUGCCUAUUACUUGUAUGGUUGAUAUGAUUAGGGUUCAAAUCAUGACUCAAUUGUCUAAUAGAAGAGUUGAAUCUAAAAAAUGGACUACGAAAUUGUGUCCAAUUAUGGAAAAGAAGUUUGUGGACUCUUUGAAGCUAGCUAAGUCUUGGGAUGUGAUUGUUGCUAGUGAUACUGUGCUUGAGACUUGUUCUUGCCAUGUAUGGAAAUUGAAUGGUUUUCCUUGUUGUCAUACUGUGCAUGCUUUGCAUAGUAGUAGUAGAGAUGUGUAUGAUUUCAUUGAUCCAUUUUUUCAUGUAGAUUUUUUUAGAGAGUCAUACAAGGAAUCUGUUUAUCCAGUGGCUUCAAGUGAGAGAUUUGACUUUGAUGGUGCUGGUAGUUCGAUUAUCAAACCUCCUAUAACGAAGAAGCAGCUCGGGUGGAACAAGAAGAAGAUGAUACCUUCUAGGGAUGAGAAUGUGAAGCAAAUCAAGUGUGGGAGGUGCUUGAAAUAUGGGAAUCACAAUAACAAGACGUGCAAGACUGCUAUUUGA